AGGCCUGAGAUUCUUUUGAACAGGAGCUCUGCUUCCCAUGACGCACAGCGAAGCGUCAACUGGGACAUUUCUUGUAAAACUGAAAGUAAGAGACGUGGGUGCCAUCCGUGAGGGACCCUGAGUGCGGUGCAAGGAGAGUCUGGGUGCCCUCGGCAAGUCGUAGACGGUGGGCUUUUCAUCUGCAAGGAGGGGACACCUCAAACCUAUGACUGCGUGUGAAGCGAGCUCAGGACAGGAAAGGCAGACAGAAGCCAAAGGGGAAGAUCAAGAUUGCAAGAAAGGCACGGCUUGUGACAGGCACGCCGCUUCUCCUGCGACUCACCCAAGUCAGAAGCAAAAUGUCUCUAAAGCUGCCCAGGAACUGGGAUUUCAACCUGAAGGCAGAGGCUGCGAAAAUAGCUCGGUCCAGGAGCGUGAUGACCGGAGAGCAGAUGGCGAACCUUCACUCUUCGUCCACCCCCAACCCUCUGGAAAGGCCCAUCAAGAUGGGCUGGCUGAAGAAGCAGCGAUCCAUCGUGAAAAACUGGCAGCAGAGGUACUUUGUGUUGAAGACACGGCAGCUCUACUAUUACAAGGAUGAAGAGGACUCCAAGCCACAGGGCUCCAUGUAUCUACCAGGAAGUACCAUAAAAGAGAUUGCUACAAACCCAGAAGAGGCUGGAAAGUUUGUCUUUGAAGUCAUUCCAGCCUCAUGGGACCUGAGUCGCACAGCACAAGACUCCUAUGUCCUCAUGGCCAGCUCCCAGGCAGAGAUGGAAGAAUGGGUUAAAUUCCUCAGGAGAGUCGCUGGCACACCAUCCGGAGCCGUGUUUGGCCAGCGCUUAGAUGAGACUGUGGCCUAUGAACAGAAGUUCGGCCCCCACUUGGUACCCAUCCUGGUGGAGAAGUGUGCGGAGUUCAUCCUGGAGCAUGGCAUGAAUGAAGAGGGCAUCUUCCGCCUGCCAGGGCAGGACAACCUUGUGAAGCAGCUGAGAGAUGCCUUUGAUGCGGGGGAAAGGCCCUCUUUUGACAGAGACACAGAUGUGCACACCGUGGCCUCCCUGUUAAAGCUCUACCUCCGAGACCUCCCAGAGCCUGUGGUUCCCUGGAGCCAGUACGAAGGGUUCCUGCUUUGUGGGCAGCUCAUGAAUGCAGAUGAGGCAAAGGCUCAGCAGGAGUUGAUGAAACAGCUCUCCCUCCUUCCUCGGAACAACUACAGCCUCCUGAGCUACAUCUGCCGGUUUCUGCAUGAAAUCCAGCUGAACUGUGCUGUGAACAAGAUGAGUGUGGACAACCUGGCUACAGUCAUUGGUGUGAAUCUCAUCAAGUCAAAGGUGGAGGACCCCGCUGUGAUCAUGAGAGGGACUCCUCAGAUCCAAAGAGUGAUGACCAUGAUGAUCAGAGAUCAUGAAGUCCUCUUCCCCAAGUCCAAGGAUAUACCCUUAUCACCUCCUGCCCAGAAAAAUGACCCCAAGAAACCUCCAGUGCCCCGAAGCUCUGUGGGCUGGGAUGCCACUGAAGACCCCUCCAUUUCUAAGACAGACAACUUCAGUAAUGUGACAAGUGACUCCAAUGCCACCAGCCCCUCAGGAUCACAGCCAAGUGACAGGCCUCAGGAUGACAGCAGCAAUGCCUCCCGAGAAAAGCCAGGCGAUUGGAAGCUGCAGUCUCGAAAAAGGACUCAAACACUCCCUAACCGGAAAUGUUUCUUGACAUCAGCUUUUCCAAAUACCAACAGCAACAGAGUGGAGAUCUUUAAAAAUGAGUUUUGGUCACCUUCAUCAGAGGCUAAGGCCGGGGAAGGGCACAGGAGAACUAUGUCUCAAGACUUGCACCAUCUUUCUGACUCCCAGAGAACUUCAACCUAUGAUAAUGUCCCUACCCAGCCAGGGUCUCAUGGGUGUGAAGGGGGUACCCUCUCUUCCCCUACCUCUGACUCCAAGAGAGAUGCUUUUGCAAGCACAGACUCUGAAACGGGGCCUGCAGAAGAGGUACUUGAUUCUUUGCAGAAGACGGUCCAGGACCUACGGAUGCAAAUAGAAACACAGAAGAAAACUUAUGAGGAACAGAUUAAAAAUCUUGAGAAGGAAAAUUAUGACGUCUGGGCUAAAGUGGUAAAGCUCAACGAAGAGUUAGAGAAGGAAAAGAAGAAAUUUGCAGCUCUGGAAAUUAGCCUUCGCAAUGUGGAGCGCUCCCGGGAGGACGUGGAGAGGAGGAACAGGGUUUUGGAAGAAGAAGUCAAGGAGUUUGUUAAAUCCAUGAAGGAGCCCAAGACUGAUCCUUGAGGGUCCUGCAAGGACCACAAGGAUGACCCAACAGAAGUUUGACUCUGCUCCUAUUCUCAGUGGUGCAUAACAGCUGGAGAGGUAAUUUAACUCCCUCAGAGGGAAAGGACAUUGUAGGGAAAUGUUACUUUGCCCAGUAAGUUAAUCAGUGGAGCUCGCAGAUGGAUGAGAAUGAGGAGGGACACGUGUGGACACCUGUGACCACUUGUUGUUGAACUUGAAGGGAUUGUAUUAUUCCUUUGUGGCCUCGGGAAGAGUGAAUGAAACCUUCCAUGGUGGAUAACUAGUUCCAACAGAGCUGCACGAGACAGUGAUAUCUCAGGACCCACAUGGAAAGCUGGCCCUAAUCUCAAACUGGGAAGAGACAUUAGUUGUUUGUUUCUGCGUGAAAUAGCUCACCCAGUCAGAUGGCUUCAAAAUAUCUCUGGGGCACGGGCAGAAAAUGGUAUUCAGCUCUUCAGAGCUCCUCAUGGAGGACUGUGUGAUUGGGAGGCUGCUCCUGCUGCGGUGGGAACCCCAUUCUGCUCCAGGGGUUCUCAGACCCAAGGUUAGAUUAAAACAAAUCAAGCAAUAAACUAUAUUUAUAAAUGCAAAAUUGAAGACAAAAUUGUAUUCAAAUAAAGUAACUUUAAAAACAAAAAAGAAAGAGCAAGGCUGUUGCUAGUGCACACAACACCUUUGUAAGAAUUAGUAAAUGACACCCUUUUCUCUGAGGAGAUGUACCUCUCUUGGGGGCCCAUGGUUUGCUGAUCAGAACAAACACUCUUUUGCCUUUCAAAUGGCCUCAACUGUGUGUGGAGGCCCAAGACGAAUGCCUUCCUGCUCCGAUGUGACCUUAGACACUUGUGAUUUUAUUUAGUAAAAGUUAUGAGAAUAAUAUUUUUUCCACUUGCAAAGUGCAAGUGAUUCUACCUUGUAAAGCUACACUGGGCACUGGACAACAUCUGGGAGAUGAAUUUUCCAGCAGAUGGUCAGUGUGCAGAAGAUGUGGUGGCAGGGUAAAGGGGCGAUUUGGGACAUUAUUAGGAAUAUAAAUAAAAUAUUUGAUUUCCUCAGA
This is a messenger RNA of Cavia porcellus (domestic guinea pig), 3321 nucleotides long. It is a transcript of the gene Arhgap25, whose product is annotated as Rho GTPase activating protein 25. Gene Ontology annotation, biological process: activation of GTPase activity; phagocytosis, engulfment; signal transduction. NCBI's taxonomy places the organism in Eukaryota, Metazoa, Chordata, Mammalia, Rodentia, Caviidae. Gene Ontology annotation, molecular function: GTPase activator activity. The transcript is spliced from 11 exons. The record is from RefSeq and is a predicted model, not a curated record. Gene Ontology annotation, cellular component: phagocytic cup. Bases 339 to 2264 code for a protein of 641 amino acids.